Brassicogethes aeneus is the source of this 1318-nucleotide messenger RNA. The record is from the annotation of a GenBank genome assembly. NCBI's taxonomy places the organism in Eukaryota, Metazoa, Arthropoda, Insecta, Coleoptera, Nitidulidae.
GUUUUUCAGCCGGCGUAAUGGUUACGCACUAAAAUUGAACGCCAUCGAGCGAUCAGUACGAUUUUUAUCGUGUGCUAAAGUUAAAGUGAGGUUAGGUCGGGACAUUAAAGUAGCAAAAAAGCGUACAAAAAAGAACGAACGGCAAAGAAAUGUGUUGAAAUAGUUUCAGGUUGAGUAAUGUCUGCGAAACCGUCCGUGAAUAUGGAAGAUUUCUUGAAAAUCGAGAAAAUUGGGGAAGGGACCUACGGGGUGGUCUACAAAGGUAAAAACAAGAAAACUGGUGAGCUAGUGGCCAUGAAGAAGAUUAGAUUGGAAUCAGAAGAUGAAGGUGUACCCUCGACAGCCAUAAGAGAGAUUUCAUUACUGAAGGAGCUCCGACACCCAAACAUUGUGUUACUAGAAGAUGUACUCAUGGAAGAAAACAAGUUGUAUUUGAUCUUUGAAUUCUUAGCGAUGGACUUGAAAAAGUUCCUUGAUUCGUUCACACCAGGAAAAUUCAUGGAUCCAAAGUUAGUUAAAAGUUAUUUAUACCAAAUAAACGAUGCCAUACUAUUUUGUCAUCAACGUCGAGUUUUGCAUAGAGACUUAAAACCCCAAAACUUGCUCAUUGCUGCCAAUGGAAAAAUUAAGGUCGCCGAUUUCGGUUUGGGUCGCGCGUUUGGAGUACCAGUUAGGAUCUACACCCACGAGGUGGUGACUUUGUGGUACAGAGCACCCGAGGUGCUCCUGGGCUCGCAGAGGUACUCCUGUCCAAUCGAUAUCUGGAGUGUCGGCUGCAUAUUUGCCGAGAUGGCGACUAAGCGGCCUCUGUUCCAAGGCGAUUCUGAAAUUGAUCAGUUGUUUAGGAUUUUCAGAGUCCUUAGAACCCCGACGGAAGAAGUUUGGCCAGGAGUGACUUCGUGCCCCGACUACAAAGCCACGUUCCCGAACUGGACGAGUUACAACCUGGAAAACCACGUGCUUAACCUUGACAAAUCCGGGAGGGAACUGCUGAAAGAGAUGCUGGUGUACGAUCCGGCCAAGAGGAUCUCUGCCAAGCGCAUCGCACUCCACCCGUAUCUGCAAAACGUCGACAUGUCGGUUAAACCGACGAUUGUGGUGAAACCCUGAUUUCCAACGUCACGAACAUUCUGAAAGUCCGCCCGAAUUUGUUUUUAUCGCAGACAAGUUUUUUAUUUUUUUCUGUUUCGGGCGGAUUUUCUCCUCCCCACCAUGCGCGCCGCGGCUUUUGUUUUUGUAAAACAGAAGUGUAUAUUUUUAUUUAUAAGUUAUAGUAUUUAAUAUUUUUUGUAACUUUUAAGACAUACAUUAUUUAAGU